AUGUGGCUUCCCAUCAAUGCUGGAGAUACCACCCCUCUAGUCCUAGAUGAAUCAACACGCACCCUCUACAGCCGCGCCAUAUCCAAUCCCUCCUCACUAACAGAUCAAGAACGUCGACUCAUCACCUACCGCCCCCCACCAGACGAGGAAGACACCCUCUGUCGAAAUGCCUGCGGCUUGUCCAUGGGCGAACUAAUUGCCAAAGCCAUCAAUAGCAGCAAUAACACCGGCAAUGACAUCCCACUUAGCAGCCUCGGCCUAAGCCAUGAGGAAGCCAGUCUCUUAACGACCGGCGUAGUCGAGGGACAAUCGGGCCGUAUCCUGUCCGAGGUGGCGCGCCUUUCUCCCGAAGAUAGGGACCUUAAGGCUCGAGCUAUAGUAGCGGCGAGGACAGACGAUAUUCGGGCUGCUAUGGAGGUGGCGCACAGGGUUCUGCAGCGAUGGCGAAAGGUGGAAUUGGCGGCGGCCAACGCGUUGAAUGAUGAUGACAUUAGGAAUAUUCUGUUUGCCUUGAAGGUUCCCUGGCAGGAGCAUGUACUGCAAUCCAGUUCAGCUUCAGCGCGUGAUUCUGUUCCUGGUUGUGAAUCUGGCCUUGGUGAAGCAGGUGGUCGCUUUGGUCUCGUGGUAUUCUACCCGAAAGAAGAAGAAGAAGAAGAGGAGGAGGAGGAGGAGGAGGAGGAGGAGGAGGAGGAGGAGGAGGAGGAGGAGGAAGAAGAAGGGCGCCUUCCAGAAUAUAAAUCCCUAAUCGGAACGGCUGUUUCCCAUGGACUACACUAUUCAGCGAGGUUGAUUAAGAACGAGACGAGAGACCGGUUCGCAUUGCACUGGGUGGCUGUUCCAGGUAGUACUCGGAAUAACAGUAUGGACCCUAGUGCACUACGGCGCAGGUUCAGCACAAUGCUCCCAAACGGCGAGAUUCCUGCUGGCUUUCGACGUGAUGCUUUCCUCUAUGUGAAUGACGAGGCUUUCCGCUCGCGUGAAACAACACGGCCGUAUAUCUGGUUAGCUGAGCCUGAACCCCAGUCAGAGGCAAAGAGAGAGCCAGAGCCAGAGCCAGAGCCAGAGCCAGAAAUUAAGAUGGGAAGCGGGACUGGGAGCGGGACUGGAGCUGCGACUGGAGCUCAGUCCGAGGCUUUACAACCCCUAAAAGUCGACAUCAAGCAUAUCGCCCCGACAUUGUUUGCGCGGUUGGUACAGCGCGAUCUCCAGGGCGAGGCGAGACGGAAGCCCUAUCGACAUACCUCGGAGCUGACCAGGUUGCAUGCGGCCGUCAAUGCGAAAUUUAGGGAGGACAGAGAUGGGAUAUGGCCGCCACCUGCUCGAUUCCAGUAG
Molecule: messenger RNA, 1332 nt
Organism: Aspergillus luchuensis
Lineage: Eukaryota; Fungi; Ascomycota; Eurotiomycetes; Eurotiales; Aspergillaceae
Exons: 1
Coding region: 1-1332 (443 amino acids)
Source: RefSeq, a predicted model, not a curated record